AGGUUAUGCUAUCUAGUUUUCUCUCUCUCUCUCUCUCUCUCUCUCUCUCUCUCUUAUCUGUUCUCAUACAGUACAAGUUAUUUUUUUCCAUGUGCUCUAAGUUUAUGACUACCAAAAACUGAGAUCAUGCACACCAAGGAAAGCUCAUGCUGCUGCUCUUUUGAUGACUGUAAACUGACCACCGAAUGGCUAAUGAGCAGAACAAGACACAGGCCGAAGAUCGCCAUCGUGUGCGGCUCGGGUCUGGGGCUCCUCGCUGAGAACGUCUCUAACAAACAGACCUUCCGCUAUGAGGACAUUCCUAAUUUCCCAGUAAGCACAGUUCCUGGCCACGAGGGGUGUCUUGUGUUUGGUCAUAUCAAAGGCAAGUCCUGUGUCUUCAUGCAAGGAAGGUUUCAUCUCUAUGAGGGCUACUCAUUGUGCAAGGUCACAUUUCCGGUUCGGAUCUUCAAGCUGAUGGGUGUGGAGACCAUUAUUGUAACUAAUGCUUCUGGAGGUCUCUGUCAAGAUUUUAAAGUGGGAGACAUCAUGAUCAUUAAGGAUCAUAUUAACUUGCCUGGGUUUGCUGGACAGCACCCACUGUGUGGACCCAAUGAUGAACGGUUUGGGAUCAGGUUUCCCUGUAUGUCUGAUGCUUACAGCAAAGACCUGAGAAAGCUUACUCUAGACAUCACUGCUGAGCUAGGAUACUCCAAUUUUGUGCGUGAGGGGGUCUACUGUAUGGUUAGUGGACCAAACUUUGAGACCAUUGCUGAGGCACGCAUGCUGCAAAUCUUAGGAAGCGACUCAGUGGGCAUGAGCACGGUUCCUGAGGUGACUGUAGCCAAGCAUUGUGGACUGAGGGUCAUGGGGCUCUCGCUUAUCACCAAUAAGGUUUCUCUGGACUACAGCCGGGAGGAGAAGGUCAAUCAUGAAGAGGUCCUGCAGAUCAGCAAGAUGAGAGCUGAGAUGCUUCAGAACGUUCUCAUCACAUUCAUUGCUCGUUCUCAUCAAGUGGAGCCCAUUAAUAACAACUGCAUCUACCCAAAUGCGGUGUAGGGGCCAUCAAACCAACUGAACCAAUUGCAUUAUAGAUGUCAUGUGAUUGUGAAUGUCUUAAAGCCUAUAUGUGACCCUGCUUGUGAAAAUCCAGCUAAAGUCAUUUUUUUGUGAUUUAAAGGCGGGGUGCAUGAUCUCUGAAAGCCAAUGUUAACAUUUAAAUCACCCAAACAAACACGUCCCUACCCCAAUAGAAUCUGGAUCUUCUUUUGAUAGACCUGCCCCACACAUAAGCAACUCAGACAACGAUCUCGCUUAGUCGACACGUCCCUUACUGCUGAUUGGCUACAAGUGUGUUUUUUAAAAAUCAUGCACCCCGCCUUUAACGUAAAGAACAUUUUGUGAAAAUAUAACCUUGAUUUCUUUAAUAUCGACUGAGUAAGGCCAUGUCAAAGAUUGGAGUCAAUGUAAAAUCAAUGAGUGAAAUCAAAAUUAAAUUAUGAGACUUUACCUUGGAUUUCACGGGCAGGGUCGAAUUUAUCAGCAGCGUAUGUGGUUGAAACCUUCCAGAAGAUCCUGUGGUGCUUUUAGAGUGGAUGUAUUUGAUGUCCAAAGUGGGAUUUUCAUGUUUUUCUAAUACUGCACUGUAAAUCAGCAUAGCCCUGUUAAAAUGAAGAUGCAUGGAUGUUAAAAUAGUGGAUUUAUAUAUUGACUUUUAUUGAGAACUAAUAAAAUUAUAUUGAUGCAAGUUAAGAUGUUAAGAUGUUGUAAGAAGAAGCUGUAUUAUAAACCCCCGAGUAAGACUACUGUGGGUAUCUUGAAUAAUCAUUUUAUCAAUUCCUUCAGGUAUUUUAAAUGAAGUUUUACUUGAGAUAAAGUGUUGUUCAGAGGAAGUUACAUACUGUAAUACUGCUGACAAAUCAAAAUUACUGUAAUUUUGAAAUGACUUUUGUAAACAGAUACUUUGAAGACUUGCAUCAGCAAAAUCACAACUGACCAAUUAUUCAUAAUAUGCCAGGUUUUUAAUUUUUUACUUUGCUUUGCUCUGUGAUGCAUUAAAAACAGAUUUAUCUUUGUCGGCUUAACAGGUUUAUAAAAACAAAAUAAUGGAAUACCGAAAGAAGAUAGGGGUUGAUAUUCGAGAACACUAAUUGCAUAAUUUAGCUAUCAUAAUCAUUUUUGGUACAGGAAAAUCAUUCACUUUCAUACUUGAUCUUUUGACUUUUACAGCUUUCGGCUAUUCAACCAUCACUGCCGUAUAAUAAAUAUACAGUAAUGUGCAAAUGUCUUAGGCCAUCAUCACCAGCUUUGUUGUUCUAGCAAAGUUUUAAUGUCCAUCCAUAUUUAUUUUUCACUCUUUUCAUUGAGAUACAAACAGAAAAUACAGGAAAUUUGUACACAAAAUUAAAAACAAAACACUUUUCAGGAAUAAUUGUCUUCUUUAGGCAUCAGUCAGUAUUUAGUGUGAUCUCUCUUGGCACGAAACACAUGUUCUUGAGCUUUUUUGAGGAGACUGAAGUCCUGAAGUCAUUCGAUUAGAAUUAGAAAUUAGGAUUUAAUUUCAUUUAGGUUCAAGACAUCCUGCCUGCUAUUUCUCAAGUGGAAGGGAGUUUACCCUAAAUACUUGACACUUCGGCUUAUACUUUUAUACUGUUUUUAAUACUACACAGUACACACACAUUUAUUGUAUUUUCUGGUUGUAUUCCUAUAAAGAGACUGAGAAAUAAUUAUGGUCACUAUACAAUUGCAAAAACAUCCAAUCUAAUAGGAGCAUGGUGGCAUAAGACUUUUGCACAGUGUAGCUCUCUAAACAUCUCUUUUAUGAAAAAAGUUGUCAAGUUUGUGGUGUUUAUUUGAGCUUGUGCAAUCUUGACUUGAAUAUUGUUUGCCAAAGCAAAAUGAAUUCACUCUCCUAAUAUGCAACUUUGAGGGUCAAAGGGUCAUUCUUCUAAUUAGCACCAUCUUAUAAUGAGUAUUUCAAUCAAUAAAAUAGAUUUUUACUUAA
Messenger RNA from Paramisgurnus dabryanus, 2983 nucleotides. RefSeq names its product purine nucleoside phosphorylase 4b (gene pnp4b). Lineage: Eukaryota; Metazoa; Chordata; Actinopteri; Cypriniformes; Cobitidae. Gene Ontology annotation, molecular function: purine-nucleoside phosphorylase activity. The record is from RefSeq and is a predicted model, not a curated record. Gene Ontology annotation, biological process: nucleoside metabolic process. Gene Ontology annotation, cellular component: cytoplasm.